AUGGCCGGCCCUUUCAAUUGUGUCUUCUGCGACAGGGCGUUCAACAGACAUGACGCGCUCAAGCGCCAUUGGACGACCUGUAAACUCCGGCAGAGCCGGGCGCUCGACGUGCCGCAUGUGGAACUGAAACAACGGGGCCGGAAGCCCAAGGCCUGCGAUCGGUGCUGCCGCCUCAAGAAAGCUUGCAACUUGACUCUUCCAUGCAGAGCCUGCACUCGCCACCGACAGCCGUGCACGUACAGUCGGAUUCAACAGGGAGACGAGGCCUCGACGGGCGAGGAUACGAGUCCUCAGAGCGAUCAACAAGCCAUGUCUGUUGAUAAUCAGACUGUGUCCUCCGGAGCAACACCCGGGCAGGCGCUGGAUCAGAUCGAUUUUGACUUUUUGGAGGAAACGGCAAUCGACGGUGGCCCCGACGACUUGCUUCUGACGUGGCAGGAGCCCGGAGUGGAUAUCGCCGAGGAUAUCAGUACGAAUAACUGGAGCUUUAUGCCUACACUCUCUCGACAGCUUCGUCCGGCAGAGAAAUAUCGACGACCGACCCAUUUGGACAUCGUAUCCCUGAAGCAAUUCCCCUUUCUACAGCGAAUAGCCGACGACAUCGGGAUCGCCAACACAUUCGAGUGCGGGACUUUGGAGCAACGGCAAAGGAUAUCCAUUACGUGGCGCGCCCGACGCACAAGCACCAAUUCUGUCAUGGCUCAACUUUUGUGGACAGAGCAUCGCCAUAUUCCUUACCUCGAUGCCCAUCCGCCCCUGGACUUGAACUGCGCCUCGGAUAACUCGUUCAAUUUCUUGACAGGGUUUGAUCCUCUUCAAUCGCAUGACCUGUGGUCCCCUGCAGAGUAUCUGGUCGACUCACACGGGGCACAGUCUGCUACUGCUGCGAUCUCGUGCCUCAACGAAGAUUCCACGCUUUUUAUGACCAGAGGCAGCGAGAUUGUGAGCCUCCUGCAUGACACCAUUGCUACAAAGCACAGCCCAAAUAUCAUUUCCACGCCAUGGUCAGAGUCGCUCGAGGCUAUGUGUUCCGAAUUCUUCGGCCCCGACAACAUCGAGAAAUUCCUUGAUUUAUUCUGGACCUUCUGGAAACCGAACUGGCCGGCAAUUCACAAAGCCGGUUUCGAUAUUAGCUCUGUCUCCGCCAAGCUUCUGGCGGCCAUGGCCAUACUGGGUGCUUCUCUGUCUCCCGAUACCCGAGACCGCGCCAUGGCCCACCUCUGGCUCAACCCCGUGGAGCAGCUGGUCUUUGAUGAUGAGCUAUUCUGGCAGGAGUCGUGUUUGGCUUGGGAUGAACCACAUACUGGGCCGCUUCGGAAAGCUCAGCUAGAAAUCCUGCAGGCUGGAUUUUGUGUUGCCUUGUACCAAACAUGGGAAGGAUCCAAGGAGAGCAAGCGCCGCAUCCGUCGAUUUAGGUUCAGCGCAGUUGUAUCUCUUGCCAGAGACAUAGGGUUCUCUUCGGGCAGCCUCAGGACUGUUGAUACUUCAAGUAUUACAACUUUUGACUGGGAAGAAUAUGUUCUUAGGGAAUCAUUGAUCAGAGUGUUCCACUACGUAUUCGCUCUCGACUCUGGCCUCGCAUUAUUUUACCGACACCCUCCCCGCAUGGUCCUGUCAGAAGCUGUCAUGGAACUUGCCUCUCCAGAGCAGUGCUUCGAGGCUCAGUCGGCCGAAGAAUGCUUUGUGGCUUUGAAGGUGUGGCGAGAUGGACUUGACGGGACUGAGCCCACAACUAUCUCUUCGGCGUUGGCGGCAAUCUGUACCGAAAAGCCCACACCUGGGGCUUUGAGGCUCUUCCCGAAACUCAGUGUUCUCAACAUGUUCACAAUGGUUUCCGGCCUCUAUGGCAUGAGCUUCAGGCUCGAAACCUCUAUGAUGUACGGCGAAGAGGUAUCUCGCGUCCAAGCAGGGCUUGAAAGGUGGAGAGAACUCUGGCCUUCAGCUGAUAGAGACGAAGAACUGACCAAGAGGUCCUCGCUUGAAUACCCCCCGGGACAUGAAGUGGGGUUUAUGAAGUACGCCCCGGAAUACUGGCUCUUUGCCCGCCUGAUGUUGGAUCGUAUCCGCAGUGGAAAGGUGGAGGAUAAGGUGGGCGUAGCAAAGUGCGAAGAUACGGAUAUGGAACAACUGCAUAAGAUGCUACAGAGCUUUACUGCAGAGGAAGAUAAGAAGGCAGUGGUAUCAACACAAGUGCUAGACUGCGGAUCGGUACCAGUACGAGUCAAAUUCUGCAGGCGCAUCUUCUUCAAAAUGAUUUCCGCACUUACACAGGCGACGGCCGCAUUACCGUGUCCUCUCUAUGUUGUUUUCCUUCUGUCUUUGGUUCUUUACUUCGCAGCCUGGGUCAUUUACACUCGGUACUUCCAUCCUCUAGCCAAAUAUCCCGGCCCCUUUCUCGCCUCUAUCUCGCGACUGUGGCUCGUCAUCCAAAUAACGAAGGCGAAUAUCGACAAGACGCAGAGAAAGUUACAUGAGAAAUAUGGGCCCUUUGUGAGGGUUGCUCCAAAUGAGGUUGUCAUUUCUGACCCUGAGGCUGUAAGAGUCAUUUAUGGUAUCAACUCGGGGUUCACCAAGACGGAUUUCUAUCUUCCUUGGCGGCCGCAAUGCUGCAAAUAUCCCGACUCGUUUACUUCGCUAGAUGAGAAAGAACACGCGAGCCGGCGGAAGAUCGUCAAUAACCUCUACUCCAUGUCGAGCAUCUCUCGCUCCGAAGACAGCAUCGACCUCUGCACAGAUACGCUGCUAGAUAAGAUGAAUAGCUUUUCAGAGUCUGGCGAGAUCAUUGAUAUGGCACAGUGGGCUCAGAUGUACGCCUUCGACGUUAUAGGGCAACUCUUCUUCAGUCGAAUGUUUGGUUUCCUGAAAGCUGAACAUGACCACUUGGGUUAUAUCCGCUCGCUGGACCUGCUGCUUCCCAUUCUCACGGUGUCGAGCGUCAUGCCGACAUACGUCCGGUCUUUCUUCCUUCUCGGCGGGGCUAUUUUCCCAAGGGUGCUCAAAGCCUUGCAGAGCCUCGGUGAAGUCGACAAGGCUGCAGACCUCUGCAUCGCCGAGCGACAAGAUCUUGUUGAGAAGGGUGAGGACGGGGAGAAGAAGGAUAUUCUUUCCAGUCUAUUCCAGGUGAUGCACGACAAGGGUGAAAAGGUUGACUUUAAACUAUCCGAAGUGAAGGUUGAAGUUUAUGCAGCCUUACUCAGAUUUGCAGGGUCUGACACCACUGCCGCGGCCGUGUCAUCGAUUCUCUACCAUCUGAUGAAGAACCCGAGCGCUUACAACACCCUAGUUGAGGAGAUUGACAACGCGACUCGAGCUGGCGAUUUGAGCGUGCCUGCCAUUCGGUAUCAGGAGGCCAUAAAGCUGCCUUACCUGGAUGCUUGUUGCAAAGAGGGUAUGCGGCUGCAUCCCAGUGUGGGAUACCACUUGCCCAGAACUGUACCACAAGGCGGAUGCAGUAUCUUGGGCGAGUGGUUCCCCGAAGGCAGCAGGGUAGGCGUCAACGCAGCCGUGAUCCACUUUGACCGGAGCAUCUUUGGCGAAGACGCUGAUGAAUUUCGACCGGAGAGGUGGUUUCGGCCUGAAGCUGUUAAGAUGGACCGAUAUAUGUUUCAGUUUGGCGGAGGCUCUCGGACUUGUAUAGGCAAGAAUAUCUCCUUGUGCGAGAUGUACAAGAUGAUACCCCAGCUUCUACGUUCUUAUCAUUUAGAGCUGGCUGAGCCAGACCAACAAUGGAGUUGCCACAACUACUGGUUCCAUAAACCAAGUAACGUUCGUACACGAAUCAAGGCCAGGACAGUCUCACAGUAG
Molecule: messenger RNA, 3804 nt
Organism: Thyridium curvatum
Lineage: Eukaryota; Fungi; Ascomycota; Sordariomycetes; Thyridiales; Thyridiaceae
Exons: 13
Coding region: 1-3804 (1267 amino acids)
Biological process (GO): regulation of DNA-templated transcription; DNA-templated transcription
Molecular function (GO): monooxygenase activity; heme binding; zinc ion binding
Source: RefSeq, a predicted model, not a curated record